Messenger RNA from Marchantia polymorpha subsp. ruderalis, 2614 nucleotides. The record is from the annotation of a GenBank genome assembly. NCBI's taxonomy places the organism in Eukaryota, Viridiplantae, Streptophyta, Marchantiopsida, Marchantiales, Marchantiaceae.
GAGCGGGAGAAGAUGCGAUUUAGUUGUAGAUCGACGGGCCUUGUCUAGAGUCCGCAGAGCUCUGGCGCACGGGCUGGCAGAGAGGGAGAGAGGGAGGGAGGGAGAGAGCGAGAGGAGACGAGUUAUGACAGGGCCGGGGGAGGAGUGCCAGCCCAUGGAUCGAAUCUGGGAGGGGAGUGUGCUUUUUUCUACUGUUGAGAGCGAGAGUGCCGUGCCAGAGUGAGCACAAAGUCAGGAGCGUGUGACAUGAAAGAGGGAGGGAGCGAGGGAGGCCGGCAAUUCCAGAGCUGCAAGCGAUGAUGAUGAUGCCAAAGGACAAAGGCUUUUUGCGAAUGAGGUCUAGAGGCCAGGAGGAGUAGGAAGUGGAGGAGGAUUUCUGCUGCUGCUGCUGCUGCCGCUGCUGCCGACCAAUUAAGAAACAAGCUUGUUGCGUGUUUGUUUGUAUGGUUGGCCUGUUGGUCGUCAGGGAGUGAGUGAGUGAGUGAGUGCGUAAGUACGGCCCCCGCUAGGGGCGAGAGUGGGACGGGCGGCGACGGGAGGGUCCGAGGUGACACGAAAGCUUUCGUCCUGAGCGGGGCUCGGCUUUUUUAGCGGCGGUGGGUCAAUGGGGCGUACUUUGUACCUCGCAGUACCGAAGGGAAGAGAAGCAGCGCAAUGUCAGAGCUGGUCAGAGAGGCCCCCAAAGUCAGCUCCCACAGCAAGUUUGAUGUGAUAGAAAAAUUGCGAAGAGCGGUGAAUUUGAUCAGUUCGGAGGUGGCUGAUACUUUCAGAUCUUCCUUUUGUACCAUUUAAGGUCCAUGGAUAACAUAUCCUCUAAGCGGAGGUUCAGUUUUUUAAGGCAAUCGUCGCUAGCACCAGUCGGACAGAAGCGGUCCAAUGGACUCACCAAAGAGGAGUCUCAAAAGCUUCUUUCUGCAGAGCAGCUCGACGCCACAUUGCAACUCCUAUUCUACGCAUCCAAGGGAGACGUGGCAGGGGUACAGGCUAUGAUUGCCAAGAACACCGAUGUCAAUGCUGCAGACUUUGAUCAGCGCACAGCUUUGCACGUGGCAGCAUGCGAGAAUUGGAUUGAGGUUGUAAAGCUUUUGAUUGAAAAAGGGGCUGAUGUUAACGCUGAGGAUCGUUGGGGCAGCACGCCUUUAGCAGAUGCACAACACUACGGGAAUAUAGAGAUAUGCAAAUUGCUUGAGGCGAAUAAGGGGAAGUUGGCGAAAAAUGCUCGCAAUUCGCUAAUGCGCAUAUCAAGUGCUCUGGUUCCUGAAUACGAAAUCAAUCAAUCAACUUUGAAUUUUGAUUGCGACCAAGACUCUCAUGUUGCAAAGGGUGAAUUGUACAGAGUUGCCACAUGGCAGGGAACAAAGGUUUUUGUUAAGUUUCUCCCUGGAAUCGCUUCCAACGAGAUACAGAUACGCAAAUUUAAGGAUGAGUUGGCUCUACUACUGAAGCUUCGCCACCCCAACGUAGUGCAAUUUCUUGGUGCCGUCACUCAGACAAGCCCCAUGAUGAUUGUUACAGAGUUUCUAUGGGGGGGUAACCUGAAAAAGUACAUGGAGAAGAAUCCAGGGCGAUUGGAGCCACAAAAGGCUGUCUGUUUAGCCCUGGAUAUUGCCAGGGGUAUGAACUACCUGCAUGCACAUAAACCAGAAGCUGUCGUUCAUCGCGAUUUGAAACCUAGCAAUCUGCUGUUGCGGGAUUUAAAUGGGCACAUCAAAGUCGCUAACUUCGGCUUGAGUCAAUCCAUCCGGGAUGUAGAGCCUGUCGAGGAUUCUGUCUCGGUGAAACACGCCGGAAGUUUCUGUCGUUACAUGGCUCCUGAGAUUUACAAGCGUCAAUCUUACGAUAAGUCUGUCGAUGUCUUUUCAUUUGGUAUCAUACUUCAGGAGAUGAUGGAAGGUCACCGUCCUUUUCAUGAAGUAACCGAAGACGUUGAUGUUGCUGGGAUGUAUGCCUGCGAUCAAAAUAAAAGACCGCCAUUCAAGCAUGGAGGCCGGCGGUAUCCAGCUUCAUUGAAAGAGUUGAUAGAGGAGUGUUGGGACAGGGAUUCCUCAAAGAGACCUGAUUUCAACAGUAUUAUUCAGAAGCUGGAACAAAUACAGGGCAACACUAGUUGGAGAAGUAAGAUCAAGGCAUUCCUUUUGACUGGCCGGAAAUGACAUGUCUUAAAGGCGCAUUGAUUAGUGAGUUUUAAUUGCGAUUUCAAUGCGUCCGAUUUCAUAGGUGGGAUAAGCUUUGCAAACAUUUGGAAACAACAUCCAGACCAUGUUGUGGAUUUUGCUUGGUAGGGUAUAGCCUUCAAUUGGCAGCUGGGCAGUGACAGUCCGUCUGGUGUGGUGGUGUGACAUAUAACGGAUAUUGCUGUAACUGCUCGGCUUUAGCAAGGGAUUUCAGGUUGUUACACAUUUAGACAGGACGGGCCGGUUUGCUACGUCUUUCAAAGCACAAUGUUGUUGUCAAGUGGCCAGCAUUGCCAGUGUAAAUCCAUACAGUAGUCUUUUUCUUUGUCUUUGUAUAUGCCUGCUGACUGAUCUACGAAUUGGCAACCAACUGCCAAACCUGAACUUUGUACUCGUAAGGUGGUAAUUCUUAUGAUACCGAAACUUGACUUUCUGUUGAC